GGAAGAUGCAAGAGUGCGGGUGUGCCUUCCAUGUCCUGCGCACGCUCGCCCGUGUCGAGGAGCUCACCACGUCGUCCCAAGUCCCGCUCGAGACGGCGCUCCAGGUCACGUCGACGGCCGAGCGCCCCAGCCUUGCCGUGCUGAGCUGUGAGCGCUGCCGGCAACAGCGGCUGCCGCUGACUGCCGUUACCAUUCUCUGUGCCCAUCUGGUCGACUGGCUGUGUCGGCUGUGGAACCUCACCGACGACGACGCCAGCGAUACGUCGACCGACAGCGGCAGCACCACAAGCAACACGAUUCCCUCGAGCACCGCCAGCACCGCCAGCACCGCCAGCAACCACCCGGAUAGCCAGCAUCCGCUCCAGCCCUGGAAGUUUUCUCUCGGCAGCUACCAUCUCGCGGCCGACGAAGCCGAUGCACUCAGCAACGAGCUCAUGACACUGCGUCUGACGGGCUUCUCGGCCGUCCUGGGCUCGCUGGAAGCCGCCCUCGUCACGUCAGGACUCACGCCCUCCCUGUCGUCCUCUUCGCCGCCCGAGCGAUGCCCCAGCGGCAGCGGCAUAACCGCCUCCGACUUGGCGGCCUUUGCCCCGGCCUGCCUAGACAUUGUCCGCGCCAAUCUCCGCCUAGUACGCACAUGCAUCCGCCGCCUCAAGGACCGGUCGCUGCUGAGCACCAGCGGAGCCAAUCCCAUCUUCUCGUGACCGACGUGUUGACGGCGACGUGGACGACGACGUGGACGGGGACCACAUGGAAAGAGUCGGUGUCCCGGGAGUUUGAGGAGAAGCGCAUCUGAGACUUUGCAUUAUACCCCAUGGCGCAUACGGAGCCAAAAUGUAUCAAUAUCCAGAAUAGACCUAAUUGCCACGGCCCAUGUUGAAAUCUGGUGAACGGGGUGGAAUGGGGCUUCUUUUUUGUUUUGUUUUGUGUAGAUUACUGUCGACGGUUCUGGGUUUGACAUGAAAUGGUGGGGGCAUCAGGGGCAGCUGGAUACAAUAGAGGGAGUUUGAUUGCAGCAUCA
Molecule: messenger RNA, 1021 nt
Organism: Exserohilum turcica Et28A
Lineage: Eukaryota; Fungi; Ascomycota; Dothideomycetes; Pleosporales; Pleosporaceae
Exons: 1
Coding region: 6-704 (232 amino acids)
Source: RefSeq, a predicted model, not a curated record